Molecule: messenger RNA, 8623 nt
Organism: Alligator mississippiensis (American alligator)
Lineage: Eukaryota; Metazoa; Chordata; Crocodylia; Alligatoridae
Product: mitogen-activated protein kinase kinase kinase 3
Exons: 18
Coding region: 240-2105 (621 amino acids)
Biological process (GO): protein phosphorylation
Molecular function (GO): protein binding; protein kinase activity; ATP binding
Source: RefSeq, a predicted model, not a curated record
UCGUCGCGCUCCAGUUUCGUGCGCAUCAGCCGGCAGCUGCGGCACGUCUAUGGGGCGGCCCCGCGGAGCUCCGGCGCGGACGGGGACAUGCGGGUGCUGGCUUCUUCCCUACCAGGAGCCUCUGGGGAGGACGGUGAGCUGAAGGAGAGCGGCCAGGAGAACACAGGUGGAUGCUUGUGAGCAUCGGACAGAGCGAGUACCCGUGACCGGUGCAGUGGAGGCCUGAUGUAGAUGCCAACAUGGAUGAAGAGGAAGCUCUCAACUCUAUUAUGAAGGAUCUGGCAGCCCUAGGCAAAUGCGGGGGACUGCUGGACAGCCACAGGAACAAAAACAGCCUUCACUCCAGCAAACAGCAGCGCAAUGCCAGGCUCAAGUUUGAAUAUGACGGGGAGAAAAGGAUUAUCCAGUUUCCAAGACCGGUCAGAUUCAAAGAAGUGCUGCAGAAAGUCAUGGAUGCUUUUGGACAGAUGAUGGAUCUGCACUAUGCCAACAACGAGCUCCUGAUCCCGCUGAAAUCCCAGGAAGACUUGGACAGAGCGGUGGAACACUUGGACCUGAGCCCCUCUCUGAAAAGCUUGCGGAUCUUUGUGAAGGCGCCAAAGAAAACGAGCUUCCUACAGCCCAACAACAGUAAGCAGCAUGAAAUGAGAAUCUCCAAGUCCAUGGGAGACAUCAUGGGAUCUUUGUAUAAGGACGGCGAGAGGACGCGGAAGUAUUCAACAGGCUCCUUGCACACCGGCCGGAGCUCUCCGCCCCCAGGCAGCGUGCCCGAGGAGCAGCAGCAGAUCGCGCGGCAGGGGUCCUACACGAGCAUUAACAGCGAGGGGGAGUUCAUUCCAGAGAUCAUGGACCAGAACAUGCUUGACGCUUUCUUGAGCCCCGACGAUUCGCUCUCUGGGAGCUGUCAGUCUCUGGACAGAUCUAUGGACAGCCCACCCUACACCCAAACUCCUGUUUCAAGAAGGAAGAGUCAGCCCAAAGACAGCCUUGACUGCCUGGAUUUUGAUAUUCCAUUUUGUGAAAGAUUCGGAAAAGGUGGCACUUUCCCUAGGCAAUACCACCUCUCCCAGAGCCGCAAGGACUACAGUGAUGGCCGAAGGACUUUCCCAAGGAGCUACGUCCCCCAGGAGAGCCUGUUCCAGCUUGUCCCCUCCAGCAGGACAAAGAGCUUUAAUGGGGACAGCAAGCUGAGCACGUUACAGUACGAGGAGCACAGGACCAAGCGCUGGAACAACUGUGAAAAGGGUUUGCAGGUCUUCAACACAUCCCCCACGAAGUCUAGGAACUCCCUGCAGGCUCCCGUGAACUGGAGACUGGGGAAGCUCCUUGGCAGAGGUGCCUUCGGGGAGGUUUACCUCUGCUACGAUGCCGACACAGGCAGGGAGCUGUCGGUGAAGCAGGUGCCAUUUGAUCCGGACAGUCAAGAGACGAGCAAGGAGGUGAAUGCCUUGGAGUGUGAGAUCCAGCUGUUAAAGACCCUCCGCCAUGAGAGAAUAGUCCAGUAUUACGGUUGUUUGCGUGACACAGAAGAAAGGAAAUUGUCCAUCUUCGUGGAAUACAUGCCAGGGGGUUCCAUAAAGGACCAGUUAAAAGCAUACGGUGCCCUGACCGAAAACGUCACCCGGAAAUACACACGGCAGAUUCUGCAGGGAGUUUCCUAUUUGCAUAGCAAUAUGAUUGUACAUAGGGAUAUUAAAGGUGCCAACAUCUUGAGAAAUUCUGCUGGGAAUGUUAAACUCGGAGACUUUGGGGCCAGCAAACGCAUUCAGACCAUCUGCAUGUCUGGAACAGGAAUCAAAUCCGUCACAGGAACUCCUUACUGGAUGAGCCCAGAGGUGAUCAGUGGAGAAGGCUAUGGGAGGAAAGCAGAUGUGUGGAGCGUGGGCUGCACUGUGGUGGAGAUGCUAACAGAGAAGCCACCCUGGGCAGAAUUUGAAGCCAUGGCAGCCAUUUUCAAAAUUGCCACCCAGCCGACCAAGCCGCAGCUCCCAGACGGCGUCUCGGACUGCUGCCGUAACUUCCUCAAGCAGAUCUUUGUGGAGGAGAAGCGGCGGCCCACAGCGGAGGACCUGCUGAGGCACCCCUUUGUGAGCUGCAGCCUCUAGACCCUCGCGAGGGGCAGGGGAAAUGCGGGCGGAGGAUACGAGGAAAAGGGAAGGGAAACAAAACAGACCCAUGGGCUUAUGCACUCUGAAAACUCAGCCCUCAGCCUCCUGUUUGUGUUACUCCAGGUCCCCUGGGUCUGAGGUCGCAUGAUCAGUCGCACCUCAUUGUCAGCAAGGGGACCAGUUUCUAAACUGCACUUAUGCACCAGCUGGCUAUGGAGAACAGCUGUCGCCAUGACUUGGGCUAGAAGCAGUUCAGAAUUAGGGGUUGCCCUCCUAACACAUCGGUGGUCGGGUGAACCACAAACUGAGCAGCCCUGUUGCCAGUGGGUGUCUGUGGCACAGAGGAGCUUGGGAUGGCAAGCAGUCGUCAUGUCACUUAUCUCCAAGGCAUGAAGUGGACCGGACCUACCACCCCUCGCUGGGCCACUGUGAAAGGAGCACCGCCAGCUGCAUCCUUGAGGGCAGCCGUCACUGUCUCAGCAGAGAAAAAGGGUGCUCCGUAAUAAUCACUGCAGGACUUGGGCGUGAAGCAGACCGAGAUGAAUCCAGGACGAGGAACGAUUGACACGUGUGCCUCAAUCCAUUUGAAGAGAGAAAGGAGUCCUCUUGUGGGAGCUGAAAGUGGGAGGCGGUGGGAAGCCAGUGACCAUAACAGCAUCUCCAGCUCUUCGGAGAGGCCAGAUUCACGCUGCUUUGUGCCUUAUGUGGUUAUAGUCAAUCAGCAUUACCCUGAUUCACCCCAGGGUGUCCAGUCAAGGGGUGACUGCCCAAGCAGUCCUGUUGACUCUGCAUUUCUGUGCCUGCAAAACAGCUCAAAUGCAAGGCGUUACUUUUCCCUGGAUGUGGAAAGCCGCCCGUAAGGGACUGACUGCCAACGGUUGCCAGAGGACAUUGGGGCAUUCGUUGUCCAGCAGACAAGUGGGUCUCAAUGGGACCUGCCGCUCAGUACAAGCCAGUUCUUCAGGGCCUGAUCCUGAAACAAAGGGGGAGGGGACGGGGACGGGGCAUUUCUUUGAGAGCAAUUGUCCUCUCAUCUUCCUGUCUUUGCCAACCUGUGGCCAGUGCCGUUGUGCUGCUAACAAAGGGUCCAAUGUGCCAAGGACUGAGCACCUGCCACUGCAUCUUGCAGGACCAGGUCUCAUGACAGUGCAGAAAGGUUGUCUUUUUUUCCACCCCACGAAGGCUCAGCUCCUCCAAGUGAGACAGUGGAGAUGCACGCACCAGCUGCAGGCUCAUUCUGCUUCAUCCUGAGAUGCCCUGGGGGUUUCCAGUGCCUGGGAAUCAGGAAGGACCUUGAUUCCCAGCCUAGCAGAGCCAUGAUUUUGUCAUCUCUGGGUCCCACUUUGCAAACAGCAUGAGACGAGCUGCUGUCCCUGGGAUAGGGAACAAUCCUGCCACGCUUCCAAGACCCUGAACCCACCAGUUGUGUGUGUCUAUCCCCACCCCGAAGCCCCUAGGAAAUGUUAAAGGAUAACUGAACGCUCCACAUGGCAGGGGAGGCAGUGUGUCUGGAGAGGAGUUGGGGGUAGGAUCACCUAUGCAGCUGAUGCAGAGUUGUAUGCACACCCCCAAAAUGCCACAGUACAUACCAAAUUAACCAUGUAAUGCCUGUCCCAGCACACUGCCUAGGGAACGCUGUUGCAAUGGGAUGUGUGCCUUGCUCAGACACCAGGAGUCCUGUGCUUUCCAACCUAUUUAUGCCUCCUAGUGCACUCAGUUGGCUUGAUUCUUCUUUCAUGGAUGCUGGUCUCAAUCAGGAGCUUCACCACCUCCCCCUGCACUUUACAUCAGUGAUAUAAAAUGAAGAUGAUCAGCGCCCAGGCCAGUGAGUUAUUCAUUGCAGUCAUAAACUGUCACAUAUUGUUAUUCACAUGGGCAGUGUUUAUCUCUUUAAUAACCUUUGCCAAAAACAAUAUUACAGUAGAGCACACGAUAUCCUGGCAACUGCAUUGUGGUGCAAGCUGUUUUGGCCCGUUGCUUUGCUAAGGAGGUGGAAAGAGUUAAAAAUGUGGCCUCAAAUGCUGACCUGAUUCCUCCUUCCCUUUCAGUAUGUGAACUGGAAUGAUACAUGCAGGGUAGUUUUAAAGCUGGGUCUGUCCAGAUCAAGCAGGAGCAGGGACUUGGUAGAGGAAAAGAUGUGGAAGCAGCUAUUGCAAUCUCUGGGGUAAAUGCCACAUAUCAGGCCUGACUUUUUUUCUUUUCCCCCAUAUUGUGGCUUCCUCUUGCAUGUGCAAUGGUGUACAUGUGCUCUUCCACCAGUUUCCACUACAUGUGUGGCUAAAUUUGCACAUACAAAACCUGCUUGUCCGGUAUUGAUCACAAGGGAGAGUUAAGCAGUUGUUGCUUUUAAAGAUGCUUUAAUUUGUUUAUGGCCUGCAAUUAUGGGUUAAAUCUUGAACCUUUCUGUGUUUAGAUGCCUGGUAGAGACGAUAUUCAGCUGUCGGCACGGGACUGGUAAAAGGCCUGUGCACCAAAGAAAUUCCCCUUAAACUCUGUUUAGGACCUAGGUAGGACUUAACACUUCUACUGUGCACUUAGGCAUACUUUACUUCACAAAGAAAGCAGGCAGCAGUGAUGAAAUGAGCACGGCUGGGGUAGCCUCAGUCCAAUGCACCAGGUGUUCAAAAAAAACCAGAGUCUAAAUUUAAAAUAUUUGCUUGCAAUUAAAAAGAGGAGCUGAAAUCAAUUUUGUCUGUGCAAUUCUCCCUCCUCCCUCUCCCAGUCUUGUGCCUAGAAGUGAAGACCCAUGUACCAAAGUGGAAGAGCCCAAGCUGUUUUCUCUGCUGGGAAAUGCACAAAGUAAAAAAGUAAAAUCAGUGAACAUGAAAGCAGUUUUAGAUCUGGAGAAGUCGUAUGGGCAGAUGACUUCCCUAUGGGGAGUGCAGGGGAUAAAACGAAUACAACUUCAGAGAUAUGUACUAGUGCUCUGUAUAAAUGACUGAAAAUCCAGAAUCGACUUUAAUGUGCAUUGGCUCAGAGCUGUCAUUUUCUACUAAAUUUUAUGGGGCAGUUCAGGGGAAAAAGAAAUAGUUCUCAUUCUCUAGGGCAUUUGGUAGAACUUCGCCUUGAGGGAAUAGCUGAAUGUACUGUCAGUAACCUUGUAACAGUGGUUUUUAAUAUUAAUCUGAUAGUUCCCCCUUAAACCAGCACAGUUAAGGUUUUUAAGUCCUUAAUUACUCUUCAGUAAAUUGAGAACAGAGUCCUGUUCCCGGCCACGCCAUCUGGACUUGAUCCUACAUGCCACAGUUGGGCUCUUGGGAAAUCUCGACUCCGAGCACUGAAAUACGAAAUAUAUGCUGAUGGCUCAGGCAGGGCUUAAGUAUGCCGUGGCGCACUAAGCUGUUUGCAAACGCGUUCUCCGGUGCUCCCUUCCUCCCUCAAAUGGAAAGUCAGGACAGGGACCCAGCGGAGUUUGUAAGGGCGCUUUGCAACCUGCCCUAUGGCAGCAAGGACUGAGCUGUGACUUAAGGUCACAGUGCCUUUCACUGGGCACAUGACUUCCCUCUCCACCGGCUUAACAGCAUGAUAGGAGGCAGUGUCACUGCCAGCCUACUUGUUGGUGAGAGAUGUGUCGGCUCCUCACCAACUACCUGUCCCCUCUGCAUUGUGGGCCAUGAUGCUUGGUGCCCAUGUAGAGGGGCACCACCUAUAUCCAGGUUCACCUGUGCUGGGGACUAGCCCGGCUUGUGACUGAGCCUUACAAGAACCAACCUGCAUGCACUCGGAGAAGGGGUAGAGAGCACUGCCUUAGCUGUGCUCUCCAAAGGGCUAUAAGAAACUCUUCCCAAGUGGCUUUGUGUUGGCAGAGCACCCUGCCACCCUGUCCCCCACCCCAGCUGAUGCUGCAGCACUGCAGCCUGGCAUCCUGCUGUUCCAACGGGCCGAGUCCUCGGGAUGAGCUGAGAGCUCAGGGUGCUCUACAGGACCAAAGGCAGCAGGCACUGGCAGGCUCCAUCCUCACAGGCCUGGUGCAAACAGAGCUUCCAGUGACUUGGGUAGGAGAGAGGCAGGGUUAGGCAACGCAGACCCUUGUGACUGUGCCCUCCUAGUUAAUGCUCCCUGCUAACAGAGCAUUAACUAAAUGCUCUGUUAGCUAAAUCACAUAGGACAAUGCCCAAUAGGGGAGAACUCGGCUCCCACAAAGCAGGGCAGCACAAAGCCGACGUCACACCCAGCUCCAUACAGCGGUGCAGAGUCCAGUACAGGGGUGAACUGCACCUUCCAGGUCCCCUCCUGACACGUGCACAGCUGGGCACUGGGAUCUCCUCCUGCCUUUCUCUGCUCUUCUCCUCUCCUCUAUGUGUGUGUGUCUGUGUGUGUGUGCGCGCGCGUGUGUGUACAGAUAUGAAUCACUCCUCAGGUGCCUUUGCCUUUUUAUUUUUUUUUUAAAUGACCCUUGCAGUGUUUUUUAUGUACAAAACAGAACUAGGGAAAGAGACUGUAAUUAUAUUCCAUGUAUAUUUUUUUUUCUAUGUAGUGGAUUUGAAAGUACUUUCAUCCAGUGUAUAGUAGAAGCAUUUUGCUUGGAUCAAAUAUUGCUCUGGGUUCCUUUUGCAAUAUUACCGAGACUGUAUAAUCUUGUACAUGUAUAAUAAUGUUUUCCUUCUCUAGGGAAAAGGCUCAAGUGUGAUAUUGUAUAUCAUCUGACUUUUAUAUUGUAGCCUCUAAAUCUGUAUGAUUCCUUCACACCAGGCCAAAAAUAACUAGAUGGCAAGUUGUAUGUAAGGAAACAGAGCUUGGGAUUACAGAAAGCUGACUGCCAGAGGGCAAGACUGAGGCUGAAAUUCAAACCCAGGGGCCUUGUAUGACUCAGCCGGUGGAAGCAGCUGUAAAGUGUUUUCUUUUUUUUUAAUUGAAAAAAAUAGAAUAUUUAAGCAAUUAAUGGACUGUACUAGAAAUAAUGUAUUUGUUAAGUUCUGAGACUUGAAAUCUCUAUGCAUCAUUUUGUCCAAAGCUGGACCAAGCCUGCAGUACAAUACAUCCCAUCCCACCCUCCCUGUACUUGGGGCAGCCUCACUGUUUGGAUGUGCAGACAGAGAUCACAUUUGAGCUGGGAGGCUGUUGAUGAGGAAGCAUUGAGUAGGGUGGAGUUGGGAAGAGGGGAUUGUAUUCCUCUGCCUGGGACCAGAGCUCUCAGCCUGGUUGUAGCUGUGGUAUCUAAUGCAUUGUAGCUGGAAUCUGAGCAGCAGCGUCAUGACCGAGAGCAGGGUCUAGCCCUCUUGCAGUGUGGUUCCCAGCUGCCUCCCUAAGCAGCCGUGUUUUCACACGGGCCCUUUUUCAAGGGCUGCAAUCUGACUUCAGGAGCAGCACGGUCUGCUAUGCAAGUGGCUCACUGGCAGCAGCUCUGGGAGGCGGCUGGACUCAGGAACAUGACUGCGGAGUCACAAAUCCUCCCUCCUCCCAGUGUGCUAAUAAUUCCUGUGGCCUCAAUAAAGGUGCAUCCCUCUCCCCGCACUGACAUGGUGACUCUGGCCGUAGACUGAAAGGAGGGAGUAGAGCUAGAACAGCAGCGGGCGAUUAUUUUGGGCGGAGAGCCGCCUACUGAGUUUUGGCAAACCAUCAAGGACUGCAUGACAGGCAGCCAGGGGCAGAUAAAUAUUAAUUUUCUAAAUUUUUUAGGGGCCCCACGGGCUGGAUAGAAUGGGCUGGCGGGCUACAUCUGGCCCCCGGGCUGCAUUUUGCCCACCCCUGAGCUAGGAUGUCUUCCUGUUCCCUGACCACCACCAGCCUGCAGGGGCCAGGGACAGAUUAAGUAGGUGAAUCAAGCCUUUUAAAUCUUAGUCACAGCACUUCUGAUGCUAGCAAGGCAGCAAUGAUGGAUUCGCCGUAUCCCAUCAAACUAAAAGUUCGUGCUCCUUAUUCAUUGCUUGAGGCCAUCCAUGUUGGUGACUGGCAAGGCUGGUCUUUGGCCGUCAUUGUUAGAAGCACGAUCCUUUGCUGCCUGAGCUGAAGCAGUAGUUUCAUUAGCUGUCAGAUGCAGUAGAUGUUUAGUCUCCUACUUCUCUUAUUCUCCUAUUCUCCUGUGGUCUGAUGUUAAAGGGAGAUGUGAAUAAUUUUAUGUAUGCAAAUAGUCUCAUCAAAUGAGGCUGCUCAUGUGCACACAUUUACUCACGUGGAUAAGUUCUUUGUUGGACCAGGGCCAAAGUUAGAAAGCAGAUGCAUCAAAAGACCUAAUUGUCUAACAUCUCUUUCAGUUGGUCCAAUAAAAAGAUAUCACCAAAAACGCCUCUCCAAUGAUAUAACAAACCUCAUCUGACAUGUCCUGCAUUUGAUCAAAGAUGCUAUCAGUAUUAUAGCACUUCAGCAGGGAAGCACACCAGCACUUGCACUGAGAGCGGUGCAUCAAGUAUGUCUAAGUCAUUUCAACUUUGGCAGAACCAACCCCAUGUGAAACAAGCUAAUACUGCAGGUUUGGGAAGCAGGACGCCUUGUUGAAUGUACUUUGUAAAAUGCUGUAAACCCUUUUUAUUUUCUGAUGCAUGAAAUUAAAUAUUUUUAAAUGUGGUAUUAUGAAA